Molecule: messenger RNA, 3791 nt
Organism: Diceros bicornis minor
Lineage: Eukaryota; Metazoa; Chordata; Mammalia; Perissodactyla; Rhinocerotidae
Gene: IDUA
Product: alpha-L-iduronidase
Exons: 15
Coding region: 1986-3635 (549 amino acids)
Biological process (GO): carbohydrate metabolic process
Molecular function (GO): protein binding; L-iduronidase activity
Source: RefSeq, a predicted model, not a curated record
CUAAUUGGCGUGUCUGGAGCUGAGGCCACUCUGGCUGCCUGUCCCUGCCCAGGCCACAGCUGGCUGGACAGGCUCCCUGCGCCCAGGGCACCUCAGCCCUGUCCUGCCGCGUUGUCACACACCCACCUCUGCCUGUGCCUCUCUGUCCUCUCCUUGCUGGUUAAACCCACUGUCCCCCGAGGCCCCAGCCCUGUGCUCCCCCCCGCCCUGCUCUGCCCUUCAGGUGGGCGCGAGCCCCUGGGGGCGCAGCUCUGAGUGGGUGAGCCGGCUGGCCACUGGCUCCUCACCUGGUAAAUCCCGGCCACCAGUGUGAGGGCAGUGGCGACGCGGAUGGCGUAGCAGUCCCUCCCGCAGCCCUGCAGCCCGAGUGCCAGCGUGGCGGCCGAGGCAUUGAGGGUGCUGCCGUUGUCCCGGGGCCCCGGGCCGUCCUGGGCAGGGUCGAAGCCGGCCAGCAGGAGCUCGCGGUCCACCACCUGCCCCAGCAUGAGGCAGAGCAGGCUGAAGAUGCCCACGGAGACGUGGCGCGAGGUGCCCAUGAGGAAGUAGAUGAGGUUCGCGAAGAAGGAGGUGUAGAGGCUAUAGAUGGGCUGCAGCCCCGCCAGCAGUGAGUAGGCGAUGGCCUGUGGCACCAGGAUGAUGCCGAUGACCAGCCCGGACAUGACGUCCCCUGCCAGGUCCUCCCGCGGGUGGUACUGGCGCAGCCAGCGUGUGGCGGGGAGCAGGUCCUGCACCAGCGCCCCGGCCCCCUGCGCGCUGCACGUGCAGUUCCACUGCAGCCUGGCCUUUAGCGUCUCGAGCACGCCCCGGGGCGCUGGGGGCUGCCGGCGGACCAGCACCAGCCCCCCACCCUGCUCUGUGUGCUCAGGCGACACGUCCAUCCUGGGCACCGGCCCCCUUGGGAAAACCUGCAACAGAGAAGUGGGCGUCGUCGCUGGGGCAGUGGGACAUGCUGGGGUCAGAGGGCGUCGCAGAGACCCAGACACACGUGUGACCAAACCCAAAGUCCCCUGCUUCCCAUCCACCUCCUCCUCCAGGCGCAGGCCCGCCAUCACCCGUGCCCACACCAGAGGCCCCUCUGUUCCCCCGUGCAAACCACCGUGGCCCCCUCUGGCCACCCCUCCAUCACUUCUGCAUGCAGCCCUGGGGUGGCAGAGGCUCGGAGGAAGAGGGCCUCCUGACGCCCGCAUUGAGCCUUGCAGAUGCUGGGACCCCAAAUCUGUGCCGGGGAGGGGUGCUCGGACAGCAGUGCCGGCCACCUGUGCAGUCCUCGCGGCAGAAUUCCGGGAACAUGCCUUGGGAGAGUGAUCUUGGUGGGGCCGGUGGAGAGGCGAGUUAGGGUGAUUGGCGUCCGUCAUCUGGGGGUGUCCGGGACGGUGGGGCACCCUUCCUGAGUGUGUUAACACUCCUUUGGUUGCUGCCUCACACUGCGCACGCGCUCUGUGGAGCCACGUGCCGACCACUCCUUGCUUUCCCGGGGCAGCCUGCCAUCCGGGCCCAGCCUUCUGCAAACAACCGGCCAGCCUGACCUUGCCCUCGCAGAGCACUGGGGUGUUGGCGGCUUUGGUCUGUCCUGUUCACAGCCAUGCCAAGUCCAGCUCAGAUCCCGCUCUUGACGCUCCCCCCAUGGCGACAUGGGGCAGAUGCUCUCUGCUCCCCCAGAGCCUGGUCACCCUGCUGCCUGCGUGGAGUGCCCCAUGCGCUGGCCCAGGACACGGCCUGGAGUGUCCCUGGGUGUGGAGGACGGUGGCAGGCACGGCCCUGUGGGCUUUGGAGUGGCGGGUCUGCUCCUUUGGGGAACGUCACGAGCAUUUCUUUCCUCUGCAGACCUCACCAUAUGGGUCCCCGAGUGCCUUGAAGCUCACUCAAGCCCCUGGGGUCCAGCCAGGUGCCCUUCUUGCUGCGGAACCCCCACCUGGAUUCCAGCCUGGCGCUGACCCCCUGUGACUGGGCAGGCGCCUGGCCUCCACGACAGGUCCAUCUCCAGAAUGAAUAAACGAAGGGGGUCGGCUGGGCAGGGCCUGAGCUACAACUUCACCCACCUGGACGGGUACCUGGACCUUCUCAGGGAGAACCAGCUCCUCCCCGGCUUUGAGCUGAUGGGCAGCCCCUCUGGACACUUCACCGACUUCGAGGACAAGCAGCAGGUGUUUGAGUGGAAGGACCUGGUUUCCCUCCUGGCCAGAAGAUACAUUGGUAGAUAUGGACUUGCCCACGUUUCCAAGUGGAACUUCGAGACGUGGAACGAGCCGGACCACCACGACUUUGACAACGUGUCCAUGACCACACAAGGCUUCCUGAACUACUACGAUGCCUGCUCCGAGGGUCUGCGUGCCGUCAGCCCCGCUCUGCGCCUGGGUGGCCCCGGCGACUCCUUCCACCCCCCGCCACGCUCCCCACUGUGCUGGGGCCUCCUGGAGCACUGUCACCACGGCUCCAACUUCUUCACCGGGGAGGUGGGCGUGCGGCUGGACUACAUCGCCCUGCACAAGAAGGGCGCGGGCAGCUCCAUCUACAUCCUGGAGCAGGAGAAGGCGGCGGUGCGGCAGAUACAGCAGCUCUUCCCGAGGUUCGCGGACACCCCCAUUUACAACGACGAGGCGGACCCGCUGGUGGGCUGGUCCCUGCCGCAGCCGUGGAGGGCCGACGUGACCUACGCGGCCAUGGUGGUGAAGGUCAUCGCGCAGCACCAGAACCUGCUAGUGGCUAACGCCAGCUCCUCGGUGCGCUACGCGCUCCUGAGCAACGACAACGCCUUCCUGAGUUACCACCCGCACCACUUCUCGCAGCGCACGCUCACUGCGCGCUUCCAGGUCAACAACACGCGGCCGCCGCACGUGCAGCUGCUGCGCAAGCCGGUGCUCACUGCCAUGGGGCUGCUGGCCCUGCUGGACAGCGAGCAGCUCUGGGCCGAGGUGUCGCAGGCUGGGGCGGUGCUCGACAGCAACCACACGGUGGGCGUCCUGGCCAGCGCCCACCGCCCCGCGGGCCCCGCCGACGCCUGGCGCGCCACGGUGCUGGUCUAUGCAAGCGACGACACCCGCACCCACGCCAACCGCAGCAUCGCCAUGACUCUGCGCCUGCACGGGGUGCCCGCGGCCCUGGGGCUCGUUUACGUCACUCUCUACCUGGACAACCGGCUCUGCAGUCCCUACGGCGAGUGGCAGCGCCUUGGCCGGCCGGUCUUCCCCUCCGCAGAGCAGUUCCGGCGCAUGCGCGCGGCCGAGGACCCGGUAGCCUUGGCGCCGCGCCCCUUCCCCACCAGCGGUCUCCUGACACUGCGCCCCCGACUCCCGCUGCCUUCGCUGCUGCUGGUGCACGUCUGCGCGCGCCCCAAGGAGCCUCCGGGCCAGGUGACCCGGCUUCGGGCUCUGCCCCUGACCCGUGGGCAGCUGCUUUUGGUCUGGUCGGAUGAGCACGUGGGCUCCAAGUGUCUGUGGACCUAUGAGAUCCAGUACUCCCCUGAGGGUGAGGGGUAUGCUCCCGUCAGCAGGAAGCCAUCAACCUUCAACCUCUUCGUGUUCAGCCCAGACACGGCUGUCGUCUCUGGCUCCUACCGGGUUCGAGCCAUAGACUACUGGGACCGGCCAGGCCUCUUCUCAAACCCUGUGCGGUACCUGGAGGUCCCUGCACCGUGAGGGCCACCACUGCUCAGUGAUGGAGCCUGUGCUGACCAGCGGACCCAGUGGCCAGGAGCCGAGGUGGGCCAGACCACCAUAGGCCUAUCAGUUCUUCAUUAGCUCUGUUCAUCUUCUCCCACCCCUUCACACACUCCCUUAAAGUGUCUUUCUGUA